CGCGCUCCUGCCUGCGACAGCACAGCCGCGGUGUGGUCGCUCUGAACGCACGUUAACGGAAAGGAAAAAAAACACUCCACACGUCGGGAAGGCCUCCGCCACACUCUACACCCUGUUGCAGUCACAGCGGCGUCGGAUAUAAACACAGACACGCACGUUUUUCUGAUCCUAGUCGCUCUUUUUUUUUACAUUUAAAAGCCUUUUUAAAAGACAGUCCUCGUAAUGGCGACAGCUGCGGUGUCUGCCCCAACUGGCAGCGGCCCCAGCCCCGGGCCGGGAACGGAGCUGGUCCGCGGGCAGGCCUUCGACGUCGGGCCUCGGUACAGCAACCUCUCCUACAUCGGCGAAGGCGCCUACGGGAUGGUGUGCUCUGCCUACGACCGGGAGAACAAGAUACGCGUGGCCAUCAAGAAGAUCAGCCCCUUUGAGCACCAGACCUACUGCCAGCGCACCCUGAGAGAGAUCAAAAUCCUUCUGCGCUUCAAGCACGAGAACAUUAUUGGAAUCAACGACAUUAUCCGUGCACCGACCAUCGAGCAGAUGAAGGAUGUAUAUAUUGUCCAGGAUCUAAUGGAAACAGAUCUGUACAAGCUCCUGAAGACUCAACACCUGAGCAAUGACCACAUCUGCUACUUCCUCUACCAGAUCCUCAGAGGGCUCAAGUAUAUCCACUCUGCCAACGUACUACACCGUGACCUGAAGCCUUCCAACCUUCUCCUCAAUACCACCUGUGAUCUCAAGAUCUGUGACUUUGGUUUGGCUCGUGUGGCUGAUCCCGACCACGAUCACACUGGUUUCCUCACAGAGUACGUAGCCACUCGUUGGUACCGAGCUCCUGAGAUCAUGCUCAACUCGAAGGGCUACACCAAGUCCAUAGACAUCUGGUCAGUGGGUUGCAUCCUGGCUGAGAUGCUGUCCAACAGGCCAAUCUUUCCGGGGAAGCAUUACUUGGAUCAGCUUAACCAUAUUUUGGGAAUUCUGGGUUCUCCCUCACAGGAGGAUCUCAACUGCAUCAUCAACAUUAAAGCCAGGAACUAUCUCUUGUCACUGCCUUUGCGCUGCAAAGUGCCGUGGAAUCGUCUCUUUCCCAACGCUGAUCCAAAAGCUCUGGACCUGCUGGACAAGAUGUUGACCUUUAACCCUCACAAGAGGAUCGAGGUGGAGGAGGCACUGGCACACCCCUACCUGGAACAAUACUACGACCCCACAGAUGAGCCUGUUGCUGAGGCCCCAUUUAAGUUUGACAUGGAGCUAGAUGACCUACCCAAAGAGACACUGAAGGAGCUCAUCUUUCAAGAAACUGCACGUUUCCAGCCCAGCUUCAGGUCCUAACAUCCCACACAGAUGAUUCUGCGGACUGGCUCCUGCGUUGCCACUGCUCCUCCCCGCCUCCACACUGUUGCUGUGAUAUUAUAUUAUUCAUUUUUAUUUUAUAUUUUUUUUUAGUUUGGGUUGGUUUUUGUUUGAAUGCUCCUCUGCCGAUGUCCACAUCUCCUGGAUUCCUUGGGUCUCACUCGUCAAGUCCACUUUGCUCAGGAAUGGCGUCAGGAAUCAAUCAAUCAAAUCAUCCUCUGUUUUGCUUUCUUUUUCUCUCUUUCUCUCUCGGAGGUGAGGACAGGUGAGGGGAGGGCGGGGUCACAUCACAGCUUACAGGGGUGGUUGGGGUUGUGUGUUUUAAGCCAAGUUAAGCAUUUUUUUUCUACCUGUGUGUCUCAAACAACAGGGGUUGGGGGGAGUUGGCUCUGGCUAUUACUAUUCAAGACCUUUAAUGUCCAGUUGAAUGAUGGUCAUAGACUAGCUGUUCUUUUCUCUGCCUUCAUUGCACAAACAACAGAGGGUUACAUCUAAGGAUCAUUGAUCGGAGGAGUUUUCUAAUACUCGUCGCAGUGUUACAGGGGAUGCAGUCUACUUUUUUCCUUCUCUUUAGAAAAAAAAAUCCAAAUUUAACGACCUGAUUUAUGCAAUGAAAUCACUGAAUCAGCCAGAGGUUCUGCAGGCAACAAGCCAUCAGUCAGUGAGGACCUAUGUUUUAUCGAACGCUGUAUUUUAAUUAACACACACAAGGCCCGAAUGCAAAUAUAUACAUAUAAAGACAUAUAUAAAUAUAUGGCCUAAAGAGUCUUAAGAUAUUUUAAAGGUGAGAAUUAGGAUUUCCUGUCUCAUCAGCUCGAGGAGGAAAGUUUCCACCUUAGCUGUGAGGAAUUUCCCACACGUCUGUAUGUACAGGGUGGUGUUUUUCAUGUUGGGUUGGGGGAGCUUUACCGCAUCAGGACAAGAAUUCAGUUACCGCUCAGCGCUUGUUUUGUCUGGAGGAAAUGUUGUUGUGCCUCCCCAUUUCUUUGUCUUCUUUUCUUCUUCUUUGUGAGUCUCUGUUGAUCUCUCUCUGUCUCUCUCUCUCUCGCCUUGUUAGAAUAAAACUGUGCCCUUUGCAUGACUGUUAAAAGCUCUGUAUACAAAGACGACGAUGUUAAGUGCCACACAAGCCGGGCGGAUCCACCGGGAGAGCGCCCAGGCUCUGUCCGUUCUAUCUUUUGUGGUAUAUCACACUUUCCACACUCACGGUGCUUUUUGUCCUCUUUCUUUCUGUCGCUUUCACAACCUCUCUGUCCAUUUUUCUUCUGUCUUGUUUUUUCUUUAUUUCUUCAGAUUUCAACUUUUUGUUUCUUAGAUAAACUCCAUCUACAUGCUGUAAGACAUCUUGUUGUGGUUGCAAAUAGGAGAAUAACCAUAUAACUGUAUUUAUGCCAAACACACACACACACACACACACACACACACACACACACACACACACAUGUCUGGUUUGCUAUCCUCGUGGGGACAUCCCAUUGACAUAAUGCUUUCCCUAGCCCCUUACCCUAACCCUAACCAUUAAAAAUGAAUGCCUAACCCUAACCCUUACCCUAAACCUAACCAUAACCUAAUUGUAACCCUGACAGUAAAACCGCAUUUUGAGUGUGAAAAUUGCUUUCAACCCCGAGGGGACCUGGAUUUUGGUCCCCACGGUGCAGAAAGUCCCCACCAGGAUAGUAAAAGUCAGAUUUUGGUCCCCACCAGGAUAGUACAAACCCGUACACACACACACACACACACACACACACACACACACACACACACACACACACACACACACACACACACACACACACACACGUUUCCUGAACCUGACAAAUGGGAUCCAGGCAUUAUAAAGUUAGAAAUUAUGCUCAGAUAUAACAGAUCAUGUUUGUUUUGUUGUGGGGUUAUUUGUUUUUGUUUUUUUGCUUUAAAUUGCACAUUUUAAUGCUGAUAGCCGUUAGCAGGGUCAGCGCCAGCAGCCGACUGCAGUAAAACUAAAAAACAAAAAGAAAUGCAGCAGAAGUCAAGACCAUAAUUCCACUUUUUGUCAGUAACUGCUGAUUAAAGACUGUUGAAUUUGAAGGUUUUAUUUCAAGUGAGAGGAGCUUAAAGAUUACACAUAUAUCGAUGUGUGUGUGGAUUUGGAAACUUGGGGCGCAAAAACGGGAUGAAAUCCCCAAAGCUUCAGCAUCUAUCCGUGUCACUUCACGUGAGAAGCACUGCAGUGUUUAAAUAUAUUUGGCUUUAAUGGCACACCUGACCUUAGGUUGGGUUGCAGAACUGCAUAUUCAAAUUGAAACCUCUUGGUAAGGUGUGCAUGACUCGUGUUAGUUACGAUAUUAAAACAUUUCAGAGUACAUCAAAUUUCAAAUCUACCUGAAUGGAUUCUUCAAGAAUCUGACUCUGCUGCACUUAAAGUACAAAAUUGAAAUCUUUUAUUAAAAGAUUUUUCUUUUCUGUUUUUCCGUGCAUGUGGUCAGUCGCAGAGGUAAACUCAUGAUUUUUAUGUUUCUCUGAGGAGACGAGCCAAGUUUAAGUCAUUUUAAAGUUGAUCUCUCCGAGGGCGGAGCUGCUCUGGUCGAUAAUAAAUCGCAGAGCCAAAGAACCUCAGUUUUACUUUUUUCGUUCUGACCUAAAUGACGUUAGACUGAAGCUGAGCGGAGCCACGACAGGAGCUCUGCUGAGAUGCACUCAAGCCAUAAUCGGUCAGCCAGCCAGCCCAUUGCACCUCUGACCACUCCCAACUGUGAUGUCACGGCGUACCGACACACCUCUCGAGUACACGUCAACAUCACUGCAGCCACGUGAUGUUACGCCAAUGAAAGUCGGCAAAAACGAGCGUUAAGACUCGAGAUUAACACGCUGACUUAAGACGAAAGCAAAUGUUUUCUGGGUCUGCAGAGUUUUCUGGAAAGAACAUGUAAUUUUGCACCAACUGACGGAUAAUUGGAGUCGUCUUUAGAGCGAACAGUUCAUUGAGAAGCAAAGAUGGCAAAUUGAGAAUAAUGAGAAUCCAUGAGCUUCAGGUAGUAAAUGAAGUGAUGCAGUUUUAAAGGUACUUUCUGCAGUGACCCUCUGCAGAGUUUAAUGAACUUUCACCACCAGGGGCAUUGUUACCCAUGGAUGUGUUCAGAUAGUUUCAGAUAUGUGCCCCUUUUCUCAUAAAUUUAGUUUUAGCCCUGCCCUUUUCCCUAGAGGCCGGUUUGCGACCUCCUGUCAGUCUCUGUUUAGAUCACGGUUUUUACUGGCUGGGUUGCUGAGAGCUGCAAAGAGGGCGCUGCAGUCACCUGUAAUUUGUCAGGGAGAUGCUGACUAAUCAGCAAAAACAGCCACUGAGUAAGUUAGUAACUUGGUCUCACUGUCACAGGUGUUUGCAGACGAGUCGGCAUGUUUCUUGCAAACUACGGGACUUGCCUGUCACAAGGUCUUUGGCGCAGAGCUGAAACUAGUUUCACUUAAUAACAGCACGCAGCUUCCUGCAGCCUCUCACCAACCAUUGUUCUACCACGGCAUUACUCAGCAGUCGACUUUACAUCAACCGCUCAAAAAUCGUAACCUGAUGAGCUGUGGAUGCCAGCUGGUUUCCUGCUGGCCUCUAAGCCUGUGUGACUGAGGCCCUUAAGCUCGCCUGGUUUCAUCAACAUUACAUUGACUCAUUGCGCCAUCUUGUGGUAUAAACUCAGAUGACAGUACAGCUGGCCCCCAGUUCAGUUUCUACUGAUAUUGCAUAAACACGAUAGGAAGGUGUUCUGAACGUAAAGUCAAAGAAGCUGAUUCUUCAUUCUGCUGACAAAAAGUACCUUUCAACACGUUUUUUCCCCCAAGACAGACUUUAUUGUAAUUUUUAAAACAUAAUCAAACAAAUCAGCAUUAGAGAAAAAAAAAAUUCACAUAAAGAGGAGACACCUCAAACCCUGACUGCUUUACAGAAGAGAUUAAAACUUUGUGAUUUUCAAAAGUUCAAAAAAAAAGAAAAAAAAAGGUCCAGCUGAACACAUUUUCCCAGUGAUCAGGGUAAAACUGCGCGGUCUUUCAGUAAACUCACAGACCUGUACAAAUAAAGUUUGUUUUGUAAAUGUAUACUUUAAUCUUUUGGAUCAGAUUUCCCUCUUUGCUAACAUCUGAAAAAAGACUAUUUUUGGUUCAGUUUGCAGAGAUUUAACUAAAAAAAUAUAGUUCAUGACCAAAACUCUGAUGCAGAAAUGACAGUUUUUGCACUCAAAUUAAAAGACGCUGAGAUUCGUCUGUCCCAGUGCUCCAACGCUCGCUGCAUACACCCGUCUGUCACACGAUUAUUAAAUGCACUUGCUUCUACAGUACUUGGGAUGGGACUUGUAAUCCGAGGUGCCUGCCGGGACUUGACUCGCCUGUAGAUAGCCUUUUUUGGGGGGCGGGGGGUUUAGCGAGAACAUUAAGGGCACUGGAAAUCUUACUGGGAUUAGUUGUAUAAAACAAAAAAAAAGCUUCUGCUGAGUUCUUUGUGCAACCUGUCUGUUUGUGCCUUUUUUGAUAGUCUUGAUAUCUGAGAUUUGAUGUGCAGCUUUCGUUCAGUCGGGAAUCCGUUGUAAUUGCAGUAUAUGCGCUUAAAAAUGAAUACAAUCAAGUCUGGGGGG
Molecule: messenger RNA, 5951 nt
Organism: Pelmatolapia mariae (spotted tilapia)
Lineage: Eukaryota; Metazoa; Chordata; Actinopteri; Cichliformes; Cichlidae
Gene: mapk1
Product: mitogen-activated protein kinase 1
Exons: 9
Coding region: 223-1332 (369 amino acids)
Biological process (GO): intracellular signal transduction; protein phosphorylation
Cellular component (GO): cytoplasm; nucleus
Molecular function (GO): ATP binding; MAP kinase activity
Source: RefSeq, a predicted model, not a curated record